Macrosiphum euphorbiae (potato aphid) is the source of this 753-nucleotide messenger RNA. Lineage: Eukaryota; Metazoa; Arthropoda; Insecta; Hemiptera; Aphididae. The record is from the annotation of a GenBank genome assembly.
AUGUUGUGCGCGCGGCCGGAUGACAUGCAGCCGGCGACGCAACGUUCAUCGCGGGGCGUGUUGAAACUGGGCCGGUACAUUGUGCGGUGUCUGACGGCCCAGCCGGACAUCUGGCUGCUGUUCUUGUACAAGUGCGGUCAGCUGGUGGCGGUCAACCUGCACGAGCCGGUGGCGCGGAGCGUGGGCAUCCUGGACGAACUGUUCCAGGCGCAGCAGGGUUUUCCGACGGAACCGGACCAACUGCAGCGGGAACGGCGCGAACCGCGGGACCGAGAGCGUGCAGGCCGACCGGCGACCAUAGGAUCCCUGCCGUCGUCGCCGCGGUCGCCGACCGAAGGACGACUGUCAAACCGGGCGCUGUGCGUCGCGUCGUCGUCAUCGUCCGCGUCGCCCGACUCGGUGUCUCCCGCGUCAGUGUCGUCGUUGUCGCCGGACAACGACCAGUUCCGCGGCAUGGACGAGGACGACACGGACGACGGGUACACCGACUCGGACGACGAACCGUUCGCCUACAUGACCGGCCGCCGGUUCUCGCGCACUCCGUCUUCCGGCGAACCACGGAGCCGUCGCAGCAGUUCCGGCUGCGGUAGCAGUUACAACAGCGGUGGUAGUUGUUACAACAGCGGGGGUAGCUGUUACAACAGCGGCACCAGCAGCCCCUGGAGCAGCGUGACCGGCCGCCGACGCAACAGCUGCACCGACAUCGCCGAAGUGGUCGACGACACCGGCAGUUGCAGAGGUACGUUGCGAUAG